Cuscuta epithymum is the source of this 547-nucleotide messenger RNA. NCBI's taxonomy places the organism in Eukaryota, Viridiplantae, Streptophyta, Magnoliopsida, Solanales, Convolvulaceae. The record is from the annotation of a GenBank genome assembly.
AAUUGAAAGAUGGCUUCGUUCACAGUGCCGUCUUCGGGUUCGUUAUCUGAGGCUUUUCUCUGUGGCAGUUCCCGGACGUUGGUCCCCAAGCGAACCUUCUGUUUCCCUUUAAACGGAGUCAAAUGUGAGCUCACCUAACCAAUAAAUGGAAUGCAAAUUGUUCCAGUCCAAACCAACGGAGCACUUCCAAAGUUCUUACAUUCAAGACGCCUAAAAAAUGCUGUUAAAAGAGAUGAAAAUAGCCCAAAAAUAUUCUCUGGCCUUUCUAAUCCAAACCUUUCUCAGGAAAUUGCCUGGUAUAUGGGCCUUGACCUGGGAAAGAUCCAUAUUAAGAAGUUUGCAGAUGGUGAAAUUUAUGUGCAGCUACAAGAGAGUGUUCGAGGCAGUGAUGUCUACUUGGUGCAGUCCACUUGUCCUCCAGUUGAUGAAAAUCUUAUGGAGCUUCUGAUAAUGAUAGAUGCAUGCCGUAGGGCUUCAGCCAAGAAAAUCACUCCAGUGAUUCCAUACUUUGGAUAUGCUAGAGCUGAUAGAAAGGCAAUAUUGUUUU